AUGACAGGCGCUAUACCAAGAGAACUCGGCCAACGUCUUCACAGGCUGGAAGAACUGGACCUAGACAUGAACAUGUUGAGUGGUUCAGUUCCACCUGAGAUUUUUAACAUCUCAACACUUGGAGUUCUUUCACUUACAUCAACUGGUCUGAGAGGUGCUCUUCCAGCUGACAUCUGCAGCGGCUCUCCUUUCGUUCGAUAUAUCUACCUUAGUGGUAAUGACAUCAGCGGACGAAUACUGGACUCCAUUUCCAACUGUUCCCAGCUCAUACAUCUGGAUCUCAGUGUUAACAGAUUCACAGGCAUAUUGCCUCACUCUCUCGGAAGCCUAAGAUAUCUGGAAUUAUUGAACGUGGCAGGCAACAAUUUGACGACCGGAUCAUCAUCUUCAGAAGUGAGCUUCAUUACUUCAUUGACAAACUGCAGAUUGUUGAAUAAUUUGGACAUUAGUGAAAAUCCACUUGAUGGCACACUUCCAUCUUCCAUUGGGAACUUGUCCUCCCACCUACAAAUAUUCGGUGCGUUUGGCUGCAGAUUAAAGGGAACGAUUCCUGCCGAAAUCGGGAACAUGACCAGCUUGGUUAAACUCUCUUUAAGCAACAAUCACUUGUCUGGUAAUAUUCCGACUACACUAAAGCAUUUGUCGUACCUCCAGGGCUUACUGUUAGAUGACAACAACAUGAGAGGCUACAUUCCAUAUGGUCUGUGUGAUUUACACAGCUUCUUCGAAUUGAGUUUGAGUGUAAAUCAAUUGUCAGGUGGAAUUCCAAAAUGUUUAGGAAAUGUCUCAUCCUUACGCAGACUUUUCCUAGACUCUAACAUGCUGACUUCAACCAUACCGUCAAGCUUGUGGCGGCUGAAGGAUCUGCUGAUGCUAGACUUAUCCGGUAAUUCAUUGACCGGAUUCCUACCUCCAGAGGUAGGUAAUUUAGCUGCAGCCAUUUCUAUAAAUAUAUCGAUGAAUCAAUUGUCAAAGUCUAUCCCAAGCACAUUUGGUAGUUUGCAAAAUUUGGUUGAACUUUGUUUAGCACAUAACAGACUUGAAGGUUCAAUUCCAGACUCCAUCGGGGGGAUGACAAGUUUGGAAACUCUGGACUUCUCCUUUAACAACCUCUCUGGUUCGGUGCCAAAAUCUUUGCAGAAACUUCAACACCUCGACGAUCUCAACGUCUCUUUCAAUGCCCUGAGUGGAGAAAUUCCCAGUGGUGGUUGUUUUGUGAACUUCACAAUGGAAUCCUUCAAGGGUAAUAAAGCACUAUGUGGAGUUUCAAGAUUCGGCGUCGCACCUUGUCCUGUUGUCCAAAAACACAGAUCAAAGAGGAAGAAGGUAGAAUUUGCUUUGUUCAUUCUAGUAGGGGUUGUGGUUUUUACCACAAUUCUGUGUUUGGGAUUUGUUUUCCUCAGAAACAGAAGGAAUGCUAAAGCAACUGAUGCAACUUUGUCGGUUGUACCGGAAAGAAUUUCGUAUUAUGAACUCUUACGAGCUACUCAACAAUUCAACGAAAGCAAUUUACUAGGCGUGGGAAGCUCUGGUUCUGUUUAUAGAGGGAUUCUCGAAGAUGGGAGUGCCAUUGCUGUAAAGGUGUUUAAACAGCAAUCGGAAGGUGGUUUCAGGAGCAGAUUCGACGUUGAGUGUGAAGUUCUACGCAGCAUUCGUCAUAGGAAUUUGGUCAGAGUCAUAAGCAGCUGCUCCAAUGAAGAAUUCAAGGCUUUGGUACUUGAAUACAUGCCAAAGGGAAACCUUGACAAAUGGUUGUAUUCGCACAACUAUUUCUUGGAUUUCGUACAGAGGUUGAACAUAGCGAUUGAUGUGGCGUCUGCGUUGGAAUAUCUUCACCAUGACUACUCCACUGCAAUCGUUCAUUGCGACUUGAAGCCUAGUAAUGUCUUGUUAGAUGACGACAUGGUUGCUCGCGUGAGCGAUUUUGGUGUAUCAAAACUGUUGGGCGAGGGAGAGAGCGUCUUGAUAACAAACACCCUGGCGACAUUGGGCUACAUUGCUCCAGAGUACGGUUUACAAGGGCUAGUCUCCACAAGAUGCGAUGUCUACAGCUAUGGGGUGCUAUUGAUGGAAACCUUUACGAGAAAAAGACCAAGCGACGAUAUGUUUGCUGGUGAUCUAAGCUUAAAGAGUUGGAUUCAAAGCUCAGUUCCACAAUCAACAUAUCAAGUUAUAGAUGUCAAUUUACUCACAAAUGUUGAGGAAGAACAUGGCGACAGAAUUGUGGAAUGCACAUCAUCCAUAUUGGAGUUGGCUUUCAUGUGCUCAGCAGACUCUCCUAGUGACAGGAUUAACAUGAAAGAAGCUCUAGCAGAGCUGCAGAAAAUCAAGCACCGAUUUUCGGAAUGAAGACUAUAUCACAUUUGUUAGGUUAGUUUGCUUCUAUCUAUAGGCUGUCGUUUAUCUAUCACGAUAGAUACGAUAAUAUAGUACUUCCUCUGUCCCAUUAGAAAUGAAACGUUUUCCUUUUUGG
Molecule: messenger RNA, 2473 nt
Organism: Salvia hispanica
Lineage: Eukaryota; Viridiplantae; Streptophyta; Magnoliopsida; Lamiales; Lamiaceae
Biological process (GO): protein phosphorylation
Molecular function (GO): protein kinase activity; ATP binding; protein binding
Source: RefSeq, a predicted model, not a curated record